AUGCCCGACAUCACCAAAGGCCCAGCAUGGACGCAGCAGGUGCCUCAUGGCGACGUUGUUCGGGCCGCUCCCCUCAUCGACGAUCAAAAGAACAUAUAUGUAACGACAAUUGCGGGCAGAUCCUACAAGCUCAGCGAGGACGGCAAAGUUCUUUGGAGCCACGAAACAGGCACCCGGGGGACUGUUCCGCAAGCGCCCUCCCUCUGGGAAUCGAAGUUGCUGCUGCUCACCAAGUUGGGAUAUCUUAUCGGAGUGAACAUCGAGACAGGCACCGAGGCGUGGGCCUAUCAGAUAGCGCCGAUGGUUGCGGGUUCCGCGGACUGUGCGCUGCUGACCCAGGGCCUAAUCAUCGUUGCAGUGCUCGACCCAGUGCCAGUGAAGUUGCUGUCAGAUCCCAUGGCAGCGCAUGCAGUGGGCAACAAUCGGAUCAUGGCACUGAGCGUGGCUGAAAAAUCUGUCCGCUGGACCUAUGCUCCGAAGCAGCCACUCUACAAUUUCCAAGGUGCCACGAUUCAUGAUGGGACUUUCGUUUUUCAGGACAUGACAGGUGGAGUCUAUCGUUUGUCAACGGAGGGUCGCCUGAUUUGGUAUUCGGUGACAUUGGACAGAGAGUCCGGCACAACUGCAGGGGCUGUGAUCCAGGAUGGCCGUGUUUUUGUCGUAAGCAACCUUGGCGGUGGGCCUCAGCUUGGAAAGGAGGGAAGAGGAGUCCUGCAUGUCUAUGACUACGAGGACGGUACUUUCCUUUGGUUGCAGGAUCUCCCCUAUGAGGGCAACCAAGCCGUCGCUGUGGGAAAUAUCCCGGGGAACGAGGGCAGAACGUCCCUAAUUCUUGGCAUGGGCAAGAAUCCGGGGGUGCCCGUUAUGGUGAAUAUGGUCGGGUGGAUGGCCUCCGUGUUUCCUUUCUUUGAUGUUCACAUUGGCUUGAUCUUCUUGCCGUUUCACUUGCUAAGCCUUUCCUUCCCGUCCCUCUUCGCGAAGAAGCAGGGUCGUUCAAUCGUGGCCUUGGAUGCUGCUACAGGAAAAGUCCUUUGGUAUUACGAGAUGGAGCCCUACCAGCGCCCUGCGGCAAUGGGGGAUUCUGAGAACUUGCUGGAGCGAGUGAAGUCGACCAUGGAUGGUUCCAACCCCAACAACGAGCCGUGGUGCCUGCCCGAUGCCAAUGCACAGCCCGUCAUUGACGGAGAGGGCACUGCCUUUGUGCCAUUUCAAGACGGGAAAGUGUACGCCCUGCGAGACGAGAACGGCGAUGGCAAGAUCUCGCCCGAGGAGGUCAGGGAGCACCUGGUCGGUGCGGCAUUCCAAGCGUCCGCUGCCAUGGCACCGGGUCUCCUUGCCCUCGUCGAUUGCAGCGGCCGCCUCGAGGUGUUCCGAGCACCAUGA
Symbiodinium sp. CCMP2456 is the source of this 1383-nucleotide messenger RNA. The record is from the annotation of a GenBank genome assembly. NCBI's taxonomy places the organism in Eukaryota, Dinophyceae, Suessiales, Symbiodiniaceae.